This is a messenger RNA of Malurus melanocephalus (red-backed fairy wren), 2732 nucleotides long. It is a transcript of the gene SYT16, whose product is annotated as synaptotagmin 16. The record is from RefSeq and is a predicted model, not a curated record. Bases 240 to 1973 code for a protein of 577 amino acids. NCBI's taxonomy places the organism in Eukaryota, Metazoa, Chordata, Aves, Passeriformes, Maluridae. The transcript has 6 exons.
AGGCCRCUGGGGUUUUGUCUGCAGUUGGAGUCUUCAUUAUCCUCCCUGCAGUCCUCUUCCACUCCAUCAAGAAGCUCUGCUGUGAAGAGAGAGGUGGGCUCCCAUGCCGGGAACAACAAGGGCAAAGAAAAUASUGCAAAGAAAAAUCUGGUGCUCCUGAGGGCCUUGCUCCCUGAAUUGUAAGUGACAUGCUGGCAAAGCUGAACAACUGAUCACCAGACACUGGCAUAGCAUUAAACAUGGCUUCUGAGGCUGCUCAGAAUUUCCUGCAGCCACUGUCUUCCUGGAUGUCUCAAAUAUAYGAAGCGAUCCAACAGGCAGGAGACUCCAUAUCUGCCUCGCUGCUGAAUUUGAGCGGAGUGGGUCGCAAGCCAGAAGAGGAGAGGACCCAGGACUUGGAGAAUAAUGGAGGCGUUUAUGAGGAUUAUUCUGAGGAAGCAGAUGAUGAACGAGACCUGGACCUCUGGGAUGAGGAAUAUUUGUAUCCUGGAGAAGAUGGUUACAUUGGAAGCCCCGAUCUUGCUUCACAAAACCUCUCUCAUGGCUCUGACACGGGUCCACAGAGGCAAAACCRGAUUAAAAACAGCAGCACCCUGCCAGAGCAGUGUCCUGAAUGCACCAGGUCCUUGACAGCCAAUGGAUCCCACUGGAUGAGCGAAGAUCUGCAGCCUCUGGAUCGGCUUUCCCCCAUUGCUGAGGAAGAAGGUGAGCCCUCUUUGAGGACGGGAGAUCACGAGCACAGCCUCAGCUUGGGUGGYUCCUUUGCAGAUCUGGAUGGACUAAGCCAACUGAGUUACCAAGACAACCUCUCCUAUCRUGAAGAUGACCAUGUGUCUGUUGAUUCAAGAACAACAACCACGAGUAAGGGUGCUGGGCAGCACAAAGGGCCUAGGAUGGAGCCCAGAACUGGGGAUGGAGCCMGCCAGGCMCACAGGAAAGGAMAUCUGGAAAUGGAGACRGAAUUUGCCAGCCAGGGAUUGGAARUAAAUGAUGCUACUGACAGCUCAUCAGCUUGGAGCCCUGAGGAACACCAUGAAGUGAACACUGUGCCAGCUCAUCAUGGUGCCCACGAGCCCAUCUGCAAAUGUGGUGACCUGGAUGUCAUCUUCACCUAUAAAUCCUCCAGCCAAAAGCUGGUGGUCACUGUCCUGGAGGCCAGGGACAUCCCAGACAAGGACCGCAGYGGUGUGAACACCUGGCAGGUGCACGCCGUUCUGAUGCCGGGCAAGAAGCAGAGGGGCAAGACGAGCGUGCAGAGAGGACCCAUGCCCGUGUUCCAGGAUAAAAUCACCUUCAGCAAGCUGGARCCACAGGAGCUGAGCAGCCACGCUGUUCGCUUUCGCCUCUACGCCGUGCACAAGAUGGUUGGGGAGAAGAUGAUGGGGGAGCAGCUCUUCUACCUGAGCGGCAUCAGACAGGAUGGGGAGGUGAAGGUGACACUGCUCUUGGAACCGAGGAGUAACCUGAGUAGUGCAGAUUCUCAGCUGAGUCUGUCAGCAAUCUCUCACAGUGAUAGCGCUUCUUCAACACAGUCCCUGUCGCAUGGAGGGGUGCCAGAGCUGCUUGUGGGACUGUCAUACAAUGCCACUACGGGGAGGCUGUCAGUGGAGAUGAUCAAAGGCAGUCAUUUCCGAAACCUCGCCAUUAAUAGGCCACCUGAUACCUAUGGCAAGCUCUGCCUGCGCAACUCCGUGGGUCAGGAGAUGUCCCGCUGCAAGACCUCCAUCCGCCGGGGACAGCCCAACCCCGUCUACAARGAAACCUUCAUCUUCCAGGUGGCCCUGUUCCAGCUGUCUGACGUCACCCUGCUCAUCUCCAUCUACAACAGGCGCACCAUGAAGCGCAAGGAGAUGAUCGGCUGGAUCUCCAUGGGCCAGAACAGCAGCGGGGAGGAGGAGCAGAGCCACUGGCAGGAGAUGAAGGAGUUGCAGGGGACACAGGUCUGCAGGUGGCACACGCUGCUGGAGUCCUAGUGGCACCCAGGACAGCCUGCAGGGUGCCUCACCUUGUUCUCUGUCAGCAGAAAGCAGCUCUGCUGUGACGAGCAUACACAGCUUUAACCUGACUGCUCCGUGUCAGCAAUCGCGGGUUUUGAAGGUGGCAAGGCCUGGCAAGCAUGUUUGGUUCUUGCCUUUCCAGCUUGUCCUGCAUUUUCUACAUCCAAGUAAUUAAYCCCAGCGAGAAGCAGCGGGAAUACCUGCAAAAUCCCAUCCUUUGCCAUUGUCUUGCUCAUUUUGUCACAGGCUUAACCAUCACAGACUGAUUCUGAGGUGAUGCUGUUUUCUUCUGGGGUAAACUCUCUCUUCCCUCUCUCCCCUUAUUUAUAUUAAUGAAGUUUGCAAAUAUUCUUGCCACGCRGAUAGCUCGCAGAAAAGCUAACCUGCAUGCAGAUCACAUCCUCUCCCUUUUAUUAUCGUGUUUUUAAGUCCUGGAAAUAAGCAUUUGAUACCACUGUAGACUGGAUGAUAUAUUUUUCAGGCAGCAUGAGAAAGCACUCUUGAAUUUUCUGUCAACUUUUAAGUGCCUAGACAUUACUACUGUUCUCCUGUACUCACAAUUGAUAAAAGGACUAAAUACUACUGGCAUUUUUAGUUAGGCACCCUGUGCACUUGUUAGCCUGCAUCGCCAUGGGUUUGCACAAGAGAUAACAAGCAKCAGUUUUAUAUUGCAUUAUGCAAUGCAUGUUUAUAUGUUUACUUGAAGUUAUGGCUUCUGUCAUCACAAAUACCAAA